AUGGUGGAAGAAUGUGAAUGGGAGAAGCGAGGAAGAGGAAAGAGGAAUCUUAUGGACUAUGGGGUCAAGCCAAGACUUCCAGAACGCAGACGAGAAAGAGAAACCGCUGAUCGGGUCUACAUCGUGGUUUUCCAAAACCUGGGUGGUUUCAUCAAAUACGUUGUCGAGUUUUCAUUGGCCAGACACUGUGCUAACAGCAAAGAGAGGGAUGCCAGUAGCAUGUGUCUUACACUAAUUUUGGGUAGAGUUCAAUGGAGAGCCCAAUUACAAAGAUGGUUGGGAUUUACUCCCACUGUCUGGAAGAACCCCUCUGACUGA
Messenger RNA from Sphenostylis stenocarpa, 318 nucleotides. Lineage: Eukaryota; Viridiplantae; Streptophyta; Magnoliopsida; Fabales; Fabaceae. The record is from the annotation of a GenBank genome assembly.